This is a messenger RNA of Babesia bovis T2Bo, 1548 nucleotides long. RefSeq lists its product as uncharacterized. The record is from RefSeq and is a predicted model, not a curated record. Lineage: Eukaryota; Apicomplexa; Aconoidasida; Piroplasmida; Babesiidae. Bases 166 to 1491 code for a protein of 441 amino acids. The transcript has a single exon.
GUAACUGUGUGUGACGCAUAUGUCUUUAUCAUGUUACAUUAGACAUAGCUAUAAAUGCCCAUUAAUUGAGUUGCCACUGUAGUUAUGGCAUCCUGGAUCAUUUUAAAUGCCUAGAGUGGCUUGGAAGUUAUACCAUUGGCAUAUGUGUCGUAAGAAGGCAAUCAAAUGCGUUAUAUCCUUUGGCUGCUACAGGCAGUAAUCUGCAUCACCGAGUCAUUUCGACCAUACAGUGGCGUACAUGACGAUUAUUUAGGUAUAUCCAGCCCACAUUGGCGAUGCAGAGAGAUGCAUUUGUACGGAUCUAUGAAUCGACUGAAAGGAGCCCGUCGAUCUCACAGGAGGCGUCCAAAGAAAAAGACUCCCGCUGCCAUAUAUCCGUCCCCUACUCCUUAUUAUGGUAAUAUACAAGAUUAUUACGGCGCUCCUCGUGAAUACUACACGUUACCAUGCGAUGAUGCUCUCUCUGUGAUACGAGAUGAGCCUAUCGUUCGUCUAAGUAAAAUGUUGAAGGCUGGAAUCACAGCUGAUACGCUUAUUUUGGAGUACGAGCAAGACCCUUCAUUUCAUGCCAGUCUCUUGUCGUCAUUAACACGUUUACGUAAGAUCGCUUCUGAAAAGAAUUGUGAUUCUACGCGUGACUUGGUAAUAUUUUUUGAACGUAUAAUUGAGAAGCCUGCUAAACAUCCGCACUUUAUCGAUCGCACUUAUACGUUGAAACGGUUACAGGAGUUUUGGAAGCGUCGGGAAUUUGUUCGUUACAGGGGGUUAUUUAAACGUGUAUUUAGACGCAUGCUAGAGAUAGCUCUGAAGUUGCAAUAUGCUGGAGUUACAUUGGAGGAUUUCCGUGAUCCUGCUUUAUGGUGGAAGUAUGGAGUAUUUAAAGGUUUGCCUCGUUCAACUAUGGUAGACAACUAUAUGUUAAAACAUCGGAUUGCAUUAGAAUCUGAUAUACGUGAUUUUUACUUUAUAGAUGCAGCAACCAAGGAGGUACAUUGUUCAUUGGAUCCUGGUGCGGAUGAUUGUGCUAAACAUCCUAUAGAAACGAUGGAUGAGCACGUUAUACGUAGAUUAUCUGAUGACUUAAAGAAGUUGGGGUUAUUUCCCAACGAUGAAUGGCAAACUCUGAAUCUAUCACGUGUGGACGAGUUGCAGCGGGAAUGUUCAUCUGCUGACUCACAGCACGCAUAUGCUAUACGUGAUUUUUAUUUGUCCCACAAAUAUCCCGAAUAUCGAGUGGUAGAUGAUCCAUACUACCUCGAAUCCUUUGUGAACCACCGCUAUCGCACAAAAACGCUUGAGCGUGAUCUUGGCGUUAAGUAUGACAACUGGUUACGCAGCGGUGCACCUAAGCCACUGCCUAGGCCAAUAGGGCAUAAAUAUCAAACACUAGCAAAGUGGAAAAGCUUAUCACGCGGCACUCGCCGACGUCUUGUGGAUGAGUAUCUUUAUCCCAGAAAAGUCGACCAAACCACGGCUGAUCCAAUCACAUGAAUAUCACCACAUGUGGAUGGGACCAAAAGGCAAAGUGAUUAGUGGCCUUACAGGCCG